AUGUUUACCUUCGGGCCCGGUAGUCCCGAAGGGGAUGGGACGGCCGCAACGGGGGAUGAGGAGCCGGCACCCCGUGCGGGGCAGGUGGCAGCCACCGGGCCGCUCCCCUCCCCGCCCGCGCCGCCGCAGCCCGGGGCUGACGCAGCCCCUCCCCCGUCGCCCUCCCGGAGCCCUCGCCGCCCCGGAGCACCUUCGCUGCCCCUGCCCGCGCGCGCUGGGGAGCUCGGUCCGCCUGGAGCUCUAGACUCCUCAGCUGCUUCCGCCCAGGGAGAGCUGUCACCACCCUCCCCGCCGCGCCGGCGACCCGGGCCAGACUGCGGGGCCGGGAGCCGGGGCCGCCACGGCCUCGGCGCCGGCCUUGGUGGCCCCGGAGCCCGGCUGUUCGGGUGGCUGAGAGAGCGCAGCCUGGGCCGCGGACUGUUCGUGGACCCGGCGCGGGACAAUUUCCGCACCAUGACUAACCUCUAUGGUUCCAUCCAUCCCGCGGACUCGGUGUACCUCAGCACCCGCACCCACGGCGCGGUCUUCAACCUCGAGUACUCGCCCGACGGGUCGGUGCUGACUGUUGCUUGUGAACAGACCGAAGUUCUGCUUUUUGACCCUAUAUCUUCAAAGCACAUAAAAACACUUUCUGAAGCUCAUGAAGACUGUGUAAAUAAUAUCAGAUUUCUUGAUAACCGGCUGUUUGCUACCUGCUCUGAUGACACUACAAUAGCACUAUGGGAUCUGAGAAAACUGAACACCAAAGUAUGCACUUUACAUGGUCACACUAGCUGGGUGAAGAACAUCGAAUAUGAUACUAAUACAAGACUCUUAGUAACAUCAGGAUUUGAUGGAAAUGUCAUUAUUUGGGACACCAACAGGUGUACAGAAGAUGGGUGUCCACAUAAGAAAUUCUUUCACACACGUUUUCUCAUGCGAAUGAGAUUAACUCCAGAUUGUUCCAAAAUGUUGAUCUCAACGUCCUCUGGAUAUCUCUUGAUUUUGCAUGAUCUUGACUUAACUAAGUCUUUAGAAGUAGGCAGCUAUCCCAUUUUGAGAGCAAGAAGAACUACAUCAAGUUCAGAUCUGACUACUUCAUCAAGUUCUUCUGGUCCUCGAGUUUCUAGUUCACCUUGUCAUCAUAGUGAUUCUAAUUCAUCUUCUGAGAAACACAUGUCACGAGCCUCACAAAGAGAAGGAGUUUCACCACGAAAUAGUCUUGAAGUCUUAACCCCUGAAGUUCCUGGUGAGAGAGACCGUGGAAACUGCAUCACGUCCUUACAGCUGCACCCAAAGGGCUGGGCCACUCUCCUUCGGUGCUCAAGCAACACUGAUGAUCAGGAGUGGACUUGUGUCUAUGAAUUCCAAGAAGGAGCUCCUGUGCGACCUGUCUCACCCCGCUGUUCUCUACGACUAACUCAUUACAUUGAAGAAGCCAAUGUAGGCAGGGGUUAUAUCAAAGAACUUUGCUUCAGCCCUGAUGGGCGAAUGGUCUCUUCCCCACAUGGCUACGGGAUUCGCUUGUUGGGAUUUGACAAACAGUGCAGUGAACUUAUAGACUGUUUGCCCAAAGAAGCCAGUCCCCUGCGGGUGAUCCGUUCUCUGUACUCUCAUAAUGACGUGGUACUGACCACGAAGUUCUCUCCAACACAUUGUCAGAUUGCCUCAGGGUGCCUUAGCGGACGGGUUUCUUUGUAUCAGCCAAAGUUUUAGGCACAACUUACAUCAAAUAAGGAACUCUUCUGGUGUUUGACUCACAAAUUACUUCAAUUUAGGUGAAGUAUCUCCUUUUUAGAAGAUCUUAAAAGUUUGGGUCAAGAUGCCGGUUAUUAUGGGUCCACGAACACACCUGUGACCUGAGGACUUGGCUGUCCGGUAUCGUAGGGGCCUCGCCAAGUUAGACUCUACGCAGCAGCAGCUUUUGCCGCAUUCCUCUGCUCCUGUGCCACCUAAACUUCAGUUCUUCUGGUUAUUUUGCAUGGUAGCUCUUGUCAAAUUUCUUCAUUUCUUUCCUUGUUUUUUUUAUUUCGGUGUGAAUUUCGUGGGUGUCUGGCAGGAGUUAUGGCGGGGUUAGGAGAAACCCGUGACGCUAUAUUGAAUAAACCCAGAAGUCCCAUGUCAGCAUACUGGUCAUUAAAAAAGAAAUUCCAUCUUAUCAGUAUACUUGGCCUUUUAAAGUUGCUGUUAUGUUUCUCUAUAAUGAGCACAGAUAAUGGCAUUAUUCUCGUAACUGUUAGUCUUACAACAAAAAUGUCUUUUGAGUUUCCUGUUAAAAUUAUACAUAUUUUUUCACCGUGAAGGGAAUUUUGUUGUAAAACUCUAGAAAAAAUAACUGCCACCUCUCUUUGUAAUUUACUUGUAUGAAUUUAAAAAUCUCUAGCAUGUGUCCUUACUUGGUAUUUUGUUCCUCUCAACAGCAUUUAGAAAGGAAAACAGGAGAAGGAGUGGGCUUUGGUCAUUUCUGUUGUAUACAGGAGGAUUCAUUGAGUUAGUACACUAUCUGGUCAGAGAGAGGAGAACCACGUGGCUUAGAAUUUGUUUUCUCUGCCAGACUAUUUGACUCACACAGGGUGACUUGUUAUGGUAUUAGGGUGGAGGGGAGAUUGAGAGGAAAGAGGUGGUAUUUUCUUCAUCUUUACUCCUUGAGCCAGGGGGCACAAGCUUGACCCUUAGCAUUAGGGAGGGGUGAGCUGCAGUCCUCUGCAAGCUGUGACCAAACUACAAUAGUCAGUGACUUGGAUAUCAGGACAAAGAGCUGACGUGAAGACCUCUUACAUUCUGUUAUGGAACACAGCAAGCUGGGGCAGUCACAGGGCUGACUGGCCUGCUGAAGUCAGCAGCUUUCUUCUCGUCUCCACUUGGAAUGAUAUUAUAUUUAGAAAGGAUCCACCAGAGGCUCGAAUCAUUUAAGCCACAUGUUAGCUCGUUCCCUCUCAGAUCAUAUUCUCUUAGGCCAGUGGUUCUCAGAUAAUAGGGUGCGUUACAGUUAUUGAAUCAGAACCUCAUCUUAAGAGGUUCUGAUUCAGUCAGGGAGAUGACAGGAAUCUGUUUUUUUGGUUUUUUGUUUUUAGGAAUCUGGUUUUAAUAGGAACCUCUAGUAACCUUAUUCAGGUGGUUCCUAGAUCAGAGUUUGAAAAACACUACCUUAAACAUCAGUAAGUACUUCCGUACCUUUCAGGUGGUUAACUCCCAGAAGGUGUUUUAAUUAUUUAAAAAAAAAUAGUAAGUAAAUGAAAUCCAUUUUAGAGGUAGAAAAUGUAAUCAAUCUCAUCAUCAAAUGAAUGAGAAAAGUUAAGUGACUUGCCUAAAGUUGUCUUACAAAAUUAGUGGCAGAGCCAGAACUUUAAUUCAAGUCUCCUAAUUCCUUGCUCAGGGCAAUUUCUACUGUAUUGUGCUGGCUGUUAAAACAAUGAUUUAUGAACACUUUA
This is a messenger RNA of Neogale vison (American mink), 3410 nucleotides long. RefSeq names its product DDB1 and CUL4 associated factor 10 (gene DCAF10). Gene Ontology annotation, cellular component: Cul4-RING E3 ubiquitin ligase complex. The coding region runs from base 1 to 1695 and encodes 564 amino acids. The transcript is spliced from 7 exons. NCBI's taxonomy places the organism in Eukaryota, Metazoa, Chordata, Mammalia, Carnivora, Mustelidae. The record is from RefSeq and is a predicted model, not a curated record. Gene Ontology annotation, molecular function: protein binding.